Penicillium digitatum Pd1 is the source of this 996-nucleotide messenger RNA. RefSeq names its product Glycosyl transferase, family 8. The record is from RefSeq and is a predicted model, not a curated record. Gene Ontology annotation, molecular function: glycosyltransferase activity. NCBI's taxonomy places the organism in Eukaryota, Fungi, Ascomycota, Eurotiomycetes, Eurotiales, Aspergillaceae.
AUGACCAAUCAAUCCCAAGACCAAUCCCCUCCAAAGCGGAUAUGGGCCUCCCUAAUAACAAACAUGUCCUACCUCCCAGGCCUUCUAACCCUGCACUACUCCCUCAACCACCCCUCCCCAGACCCAAGCAUCACAACCCAAUCCGCAACCCGAGAAACAGAAUACCCAUUCGUAGCCUUCUACACCUCAACCUUCCCACCCGAAGGCCUUAAAAUCCUCCAAAGCCGCAACAUCGCAUCCCAAUGGGUUCCCUCAGUAACACCUGCCAGCACCCGCAGCUACGCCAAAGACCCGCGCUUCGCCGAAACUUGGAACAAGCUAGUCGUCUUCUCGCUCGAGCAAUAUGAGCGCGUCGUCCUCCUCGACGGCGACAUCCUCGUCCGCCGGAAUAUGGACUCGCUAAUGGAAUUGCCGCUUGACGACGAAACCAAUGCUGAGGGUAGUCGGGUGUUUGCGGCCGCGCAUGCUUGUGCUUGUAAUCCCAUGAAGAAGGCGCAUUAUCCUGCUAAUUGGAUCCCCUCGAACUGCGCUUAUACAAAGCAACACUCCACUCCCACUGAUGCGCAAAGCAUCGCGCCGCCUCCCGGAUCCGGUGUCGGCAUGCUGAACAGCGGUGUGUUAGUCGUGCGGCCUUCCGCGCGUGUGUAUGGCGAGAUUACUACUGCGUUGCAGGACACAGCGCGGAUUGAGCGGUAUGACUUCCCUGAUCAGGAGUUGCUGUCUGAUGUUUUUGAUGGGCGGUGGGUUGCAUUGCCUUAUGUUUAUAAUGCGCUGAGGACGUUGCGGAUUGCGGGGGUGCAUGAUUCUAUCUGGAGGGAUAGCGAGGUUCGGGCUGUACAUUAUAUCUUCGCCACAAAGCCUUGGCAUGAGAAGGUUGUAGAAGGAGACUUGUCUGGGUUGGAUGAGACAUGGGUUUGGUGGUGGAGGGCUAAUUGGGAUCGGAUGAGGGUUGAGAGGGAGACUGGUGUUUUCGAUGGGUUUUCAGGGUCUGGGUGA